Molecule: messenger RNA, 1311 nt
Organism: Meira miltonrushii
Lineage: Eukaryota; Fungi; Basidiomycota; Exobasidiomycetes; Exobasidiales; Brachybasidiaceae
Exons: 1
Coding region: 1-1311 (436 amino acids)
Source: RefSeq, a predicted model, not a curated record
AUGACCCAAGAAGACUUUUUCGACAUCGGACCACCUCCGAUACCGGUAAAUGGGUUCCCAGAUGACGAUGACGAUGAAGAUCCGAUGAGUCCUACUGAAUACGCGCAAGCAUCAAAAGAGCACAUCACGGAGAGCCUUCCACAAGAAAAAAGUUCAACUUCAGGUAUUACAGAAAACAAUAACGAACAAAGACCAUUGAUUGAUCGGGUUUCAUCUCCACGAAGUUAUAGAGGUAUGAAAGCAUACAAGCGAGCGGCCAAGUGGUGGGACUUGAGUGAGGAAUUUCAGGUCAACAACCAUGUCUUAUUACCAGGCAAACCUAAGUUUCAGCCAACGAGUCCACGUUUUUCUUGGAAUGACGUCAGGCUCACAAGAGAGGAGUGUGGCUCUUGCAGGUUUAUCAAUAGCAAUAGGCCAGAAGGGAUGCCCACUUUACCUUGUCUGGAAGUGCCUUACUUCGAUCGAUGUGUAUCCUGCAUAAGCACUAACAGCCUUUCUAUAUGCCGUCUUCAUGACAAGGGGCAUCAAUCACGCAACGAUGAUUUACAAGUGCCGCAGUGGAAUCGGGGACAAAGGGGAGGUACAGUAUGGCAAACGCCGCACCAACGUUGGUACGCACAAGAUCGUGCUCCGUCAUCUACCUAUGCUCACAGACCUAGUAGAGAUCCCGAACGCUGGUCUAAGGAUCAGAAGAGAACUCCUGUUCAUAGAAGAAACAGCAGAGAUGAAGGAUUGGCAAGAGAAAGCAGCCCCGUUCGCAACGGAGACAAACAGAUGGCUAGGGAACAUUAUCCUGUCUAUCAAGAGGGUAGUCGAUCACGAAUGGAACGAUUAUCAGAAACACCGGUGUAUGAAGCUCCGACGCAGAAUGCUACACCGUCAAGAUCAACAGCAGGUACUAGUGGGACAAGUCGGGUUUCUAAAGAUGUUACAGUUGAAGAGACUACCAACACUCUCAAAGCUAAUGACGAUAAUAUUAAGCAAUCUACAAGACCUGACGUUGUACAAGCAUCUUACAUGCACACGUUUGGCUCAAUGACUAGUGGGUCACCUUCGACUUUUGCUAUGACGCCAUCAUCAACGAUGCCUGCUGAUCCAAUAUCCUCUUUAAGAAAAGUUCUUGAUGACAAUUUGCAAUUGAAAAUGGAAAAUGAAGCUCUAAACGAACUAUUUGACGAGUUGCAAAUGAGAUACAAUCGAACGAACGAAAAGGUGGAAAGGUUGACGGACGAAAAUGAAAAAUUGGUACAGGAAACUACAAGAUUGAAGGACACAUUUCGAGAAGCGCUUUUGAAAAUCAUGGCUGACUGA